This is a messenger RNA of Tripterygium wilfordii, 1239 nucleotides long. RefSeq lists its product as uncharacterized. The record is from RefSeq and is a predicted model, not a curated record. Gene Ontology annotation, biological process: DNA-templated transcription elongation; transcription elongation-coupled chromatin remodeling. Lineage: Eukaryota; Viridiplantae; Streptophyta; Magnoliopsida; Celastrales; Celastraceae. The transcript has 4 exons. The coding region runs from base 60 to 1109 and encodes 349 amino acids.
AGGUCGUCAUUUCUUAUCUUCGAUGCGAAAUCAUUAGCAUACCGCAGACGCGAACAAAGAUGAAGCAGAGCCUUCUCCAAUGGAGUCCAUGCCAGCAACCCCACUAUCUCUGUUCAGCACCAUCCUCAUCCCCCCUCCUUUCACUCCUUAUCCCCCCAACCAAACUCACCCGCUUUCCACUGAUUCUCGCCAAUCUCGAUUCCACCAUUUCCACAACCACCGGCGACACUCAACGACAGUUGUCGGCCAGGGAGAGGAGGCAGCUAAGAAAUGAGAUCAGAGAGCAGAAAGCCAAAUAUAAUUGGAGAGAAGAAGUGGAGGAGAGGUUAAUGAAGAAGCCCAAGAAGGAGUACGUUCCUAAGUCGGUAGAACUCAAUCUCGAUAACUUGGCUCACUUGGGUCCCCAGUGGUGGAUCAUUAGGGUUUCACGGGUCAAGGGUCACGAGACCGCGGAUCUUGUCGCUCGCUUACUUGCAAGGAAUUACCCUGAAAUGGAAUUUAAGGUCUAUGCUCCAGCCAUCCAGGAGAAAAGAAAAUUGAAAAAUGGUUCCUACUCAGUUAAACAAAAGCCUAUUUUCCCUGGAUGUGUUUUCCUAAGAUGUGUAUUAAACAGAGAAAUACAUUACUUCAUUAGAGAGUGCGAUGGAGUUGGUGGAUUUGUUGGCUUCAAGGUUGGAAACAACAAAAGGCAGAUUAGCAAGCCUAAGCCUGUAUCUGUUGAAGACAUGUCAGCUAUUUUCCGAGAGUCAAUGGAGGCGAAAGAAAGAUAUGAACAGGCUUUCCUGCAGGAACAGCAACGGGAAGAACGCCUGAAGUCUGAAAAGUUAGAUAUCAAUGGGGCUCAAAAAUCAACUGUGGAUUCCAAACCAAAACAGCAAUCUGGAGUAUCUUCUGACCCUCCUGCAGAUAGUCCAUCUCCAAGAAAGAAAAGAAACAGCCUUGUUGUUGGUUCAACAGUUCGUGUUGUGUCUGGUAUAUUUGCAGAAUUCGUAGGCACUCUUAAGAAACAAAAUCGAAAGACGAAAAAGGCCACUGUUGCAUUAACCCUGUUUGGGAAAGAGAGCUUGGUAGACCUAGACCUCAGUCAAAUAGUUGCAGAGGCGACAUGAUGUAAAUAUGUGUUUAUUCAUAAUUAUCAAAUUAUUUCAUUAUUCAUCUGAGAAAUGUGUUUUCUCUUUUCAUAGGUUUCUUAAUAAUACGCAAGGUGCGUAGUGCACCAGAUUUAGGACUUUGGACAUA